AUGGAUGCCGUCCUUCGCCAGUCCAAGGCCAUGUGCCCCUUCCUGAAGACGGCCUCGCCCGCCACCCUGCGGUCCCUGUCGACCUCUUCGCGCCAGAAGCUCCUGCCCUCGUCCCCCUGCGGCGGCACCAUCUCCAAGCUCCAGGUGCUGGCCCACCGCUGCCCCGUCAUGGGCAAGGCCAUGGCCGUCCAGUCCGCCAGGGUUGGCCGCCACGGCGCCGCCUCCGUCGCCGGUCUGCACACUGCUGCUGCCGGCCACGGCAAGACGGCCAAGGCCAGGAUUCACACCAGCCGCAGCCAGGAGGCCAGGGCUGUGGACACGCCCCUCCUCAACACUCGCGAGAAGGUGCCAUUGCCCCCCAAGAUGUCGGUCAACCGUCUCGGUGCCGCUGCGCCGGGUGUGACCGGCCACGCCGACCGCUCUGCCGCCAAGUUCAACUACGAGGCCUUUUACCAGGCCGAGCUGGACAAGAAGCACGCCGACAAGUCGUAUCGCUACUUUAACAACAUCAACCGCCUGGCCAAGGAAUUCCCCGUCGCCCACAUGGGUGAGAACCGGGAGGACCGCGUGACCGUUUGGUGCGCCAACGACUACCUCGGCAUGGGCCGGAACCCCAACGUCCUGAAGGCUAUGCAUGAGACCCUGGACGAGUAUGGUGCCGGUGCUGGUGGCACCAGGAACAUCUCGGGCCACAACAAGCACGCUGUCGAACUCGAGGCCAGCCUGGCUAAACUUCAUGCCAAGGACUCAGCUCUCGUCUUCAGCUCUUGCUACGUCGCAAACGACGCCACUCUUGCGACUCUUGGCAGCAAGAUGCCGGAUUGCGUCAUCCUGUCGGACAGCCUGAACCAUGCGUCCAUGAUUCAGGGUAUCCGCCACUCUGGCACCAAGAAGAUGGUGUUCAAGCACAACGACGUGCAGGACCUCGAGGCCAAGCUGGCAUCCCUGCCGCUCCAUGUGCCCAAGAUUAUUGCUUUCGAGUCCGUCUACAGCAUGUGUGGCUCGAUUGGCCCGAUUGAGGAGAUUUGCGACCUGGCUGAGAAGUACGGCGCCAUCACCUUCCUCGAUGAAGUCCAUGCUGUUGGUAUGUAUGGGCCGCACGGCGCUGGUGUUGCCGAGCAUCUCGACUUCGAGGCGCAUAAGCAGGGCCAGCCCAAGGGUACCAUCCUUGAUCGCAUUGACAUGAUCACCGGCACCCUGGGCAAGGCCUAUGGUUGUGUUGGUGGUUACGUUGCCGGAAGCGCAAGGCUGAUUGACAUGGUUCGGUCUCUGGCUCCCGGAUUCAUCUUUACGACCUCGCUCCCACCCGCGACGAUGGCAGGCGCGACGGCCGCCAUCGAAUAUCAGUCAAACUAUCACGGUGACCGCAGGCUGCAGCAGCUCCACACCCGAGCUGUGAAGGAGGCGUUGACCAGGCGCGAUAUUCCCGUCAUCCCCAACCCUUCGCACAUCGUCCCCAUCCUGGUCGGAGAUGCCGAGCUCGCCAAGCAAGCUUCCGACAUGCUCCUCCAGGACUACCGCAUCUACGCCCAGGCCAUCAACUACCCCACCGUGCCUGUUGGCCAGGAGCGCCUGCGGGUCACGCCCACGCCGGGACACAAGAAGGAGCACCGCGACCAGCUCGUCGAGGCGCUCGACGACAUCUGGGCCAAGCUGGAGCUCAAGCGGACCUCUGACUGGGCCGAGGAGGGAGGUUUCAUCGGCGUCGGCGAGCCCAACAGCCAGGACGUGCAGCCGCUCUGGACCGACGCGCAGCUCGGCAUCGAGCAGACGACCAGCGAGAUGAAGGCUACGGGCAACUUCCGCCCCGGCGAGUUCACCGAGACUCUCCUGGAGCGCGGCCUGCCCCAGCUUGCCAGCGCCACUGCCGCCUAA
Messenger RNA from Thyridium curvatum, 1875 nucleotides. RefSeq lists its product as uncharacterized. Gene Ontology annotation, biological process: heme biosynthetic process. Gene Ontology annotation, cellular component: mitochondrion. The transcript has 2 exons. Bases 1 to 1875 code for a protein of 624 amino acids. Lineage: Eukaryota; Fungi; Ascomycota; Sordariomycetes; Thyridiales; Thyridiaceae. Gene Ontology annotation, molecular function: pyridoxal phosphate binding; 5-aminolevulinate synthase activity. The record is from RefSeq and is a predicted model, not a curated record.